AUGGCUACAAAUCAAAAAGAGGUAAAAUUAUUUGGAGUUGUAGGAAGCCCAUUUGUUAUGGGAGUUCAAAUUGCUCUGAAACUCAAGGGCAUUGAAUACGAAUUUGUUGAAGAAGACUUGCAGAACAAGAGUAAGCUUCUCCUCAAAUACAACCCAGUUUAUAAAAAGGUUCCAGUUUUCGUUCACAAUGAGAAACCUAUAUCAGAAUCUCUUGUGAUUAUUGAGUACAUUGACGAGACAUGGAAACAAAAUCUAAUUUUGCCAUCUGAUCCCUACCAAAAAGCUCAAGUUCGAUUUUGGUCCAAGUUCAUUCAAGACAUGAUAGUGGCACCUUUAUUUAAAGCUGUUCAUGCUUUUAACAACGAGAAAGAGCGCGAGAAGAAUAUAUCAGAAUCAUUUCUUGCUCUUCAGAUUCUUGAGAAUGAGUUGAAGGAUAAGUUCUUUGGUGGAAAAGAUAUUGGUCUUGUGGAUAUCGCUGCUAUGUUCGUAGCUUUCUCGCUCCCUUUGCUCCAAGAAGCAGCAGGAUUUAUCGUGUUCACUGCUAAAAUGUAUCCAAAGCUUUACAAUUGGAGCCAAGAAUUUCUUAACCAUUCAAUUGUGAAGGAAAUUGUGCCUGCAAGAGAGCCUCUUUUGGUUCAUUUCAAAGCUAGAUAUGAAAUCCUUGUUUCUGCUUCAAAAUAG
Messenger RNA from Lathyrus sativus (Indian pea), 681 nucleotides. The record is from the annotation of a GenBank genome assembly. NCBI's taxonomy places the organism in Eukaryota, Viridiplantae, Streptophyta, Magnoliopsida, Fabales, Fabaceae.